AGCCAAUAAUUAAGACAUACGUCAAUCUUCAGCAGAUCUACUACAAUACAUACAGCAGUACAUACAGUACCUCCUAUGUGGUUUUGAAGAAGGUAGUGUUUUGGUCUCGGCCAGUGAAUUAAACUCGGGCCAACCAGGCUAAUCCAUGUUGUCUGCUAAUUAGUAGUAUUCUAGUAUAUUCCCCGUUCGCGCACGGGAACGGAACUCUCGAGGCGCCAACUGCGAGUCGAGAAAUACCUUAUAUGAACCUGCUUGACCGGCGUGGGUAGGUCUAUGUUGAGAAAGUGGCCUCGGAAAAUACCAACAACUAACUAUAGCCUACCUACCCACCUACCUAAUUGAACUGGACGAAUGGUAAUCUAGUAACUUAUUAGCAUCAUGGCUACCACGCGAACCCUCCAGCCGAAUUACAUCGUGAAGUUCGACCUGUUACCCAGGGAAAUCACAAACCCACCCAUCUCCCGCACUCUCUCCUGUCCUGCGGAGGCUACCUUCUACCAACUCCACAAGGCCCUACAAAUCGCUUUCGGCUGGGCGACUACUCACUGUUUCGAGUUCGAGGCUUCCCGCCCGCGCCCGCGCCCACCACUCCCGCUCCAUCCUAGGCUCCAGCAACAACCGAGCCACCCCCUCCCCCCUCCCCCUGCUGCUGAAGCCGAAGCUGAUCUCCCACCGGCCCCGCCGCUCCGCGUCGUCGACCCGGACGAAGAGCCCCUAGACUUCGAGCCCAACAUGCCGGGGUUCCCGCAGCCGCCAAAUCCGACGGAGAAGAAGGCCAACCGGUUCAAGCUGCGGCAGUUCUUCGAGGACCCCGCGUACGCGGGGUACGAGAUGGUGUACAGCUACGACUUCGGGGACGGGUGGGAGCACGAGAUGGCGCUUCUGGGGACGCACGUCGAGGACGACGGCGGCGGCAACAACAAUGCCUCCGCCGACGCUAACGCUAACGCUAACGCCGUCACGACGAAUCACUUCGUGUGCGUCGGCGGCACGGGCCACCCGGCGGCCGAGGACGCGGGCGGGUCCUUCGGGUGGGAGAAGCUGAAGGAGGCGUACGGCGCGGGGCGGCCGGACGCGGAGCAGCGGUACCUGCGGCGCUGGUUCGAGAAGAUGUGCAGCAACGGGAGCGCGCGCGGGCUGGCGGGGGCGAGGGUCGACGAGUGGCACCGCGAGGGGGUUAACCAGGUGCUUGCGGGGAUGAAGAUACUGAAGAACUUUGAUCGGCUGAGACGGGAACAGCAGCAGCAGCAGGAGGAGGGGGAGGGGGAGGGGGAGGAUGAGGAUGAGGAAGGAGAGGUGGAUGUUAAUUACUUGGUCUAGGUAAGGUUCCUUUGACCUAGACAGUGUAUGGAGGGAUGGAUGGAACGGUCGGGAUUUGGCUUUUAGACUAGUACUUACCUACCUCUAAUAAGUUCCGUGGGGUCCGAACCUAUUUUGUAACAUGUACGGUUUAUGGGAGUUGGCGAUGGGCGAUGGGCGAUGGGAAAAGUUGAUUUGAUUUACCUACCUUAGAUACAUAUAAGACGUAUCUAACCUAGCUUGAUUAAUUACUAAUGUGCUUCAUA
Messenger RNA from Daldinia caldariorum, 1565 nucleotides. Its product is annotated as MM3350-like domain-containing protein. Bases 379 to 1320 code for a protein of 313 amino acids. NCBI's taxonomy places the organism in Eukaryota, Fungi, Ascomycota, Sordariomycetes, Xylariales, Hypoxylaceae. The record is from RefSeq and is a predicted model, not a curated record. The transcript has a single exon.